Messenger RNA from Aspergillus calidoustus, 2120 nucleotides. Lineage: Eukaryota; Fungi; Ascomycota; Eurotiomycetes; Eurotiales; Aspergillaceae. The record is from the annotation of a GenBank genome assembly.
CGACUCACCCCUGGGAACCUUGAAUACCCACAAUUUGGCCUUCUGAGGUCGGGGAUUGGCGCGUGCCUUGAAACGCCGGUUCUGCCAAAAUCUUGCUGCCUAGCUCAGGUCCCCACAAAUACGGAUUGUCAAUUGGUCGAAUGUAUUUCAAAUAUGAAGGCGUGACAGGAAGUCGUUGUCGGAGCAUACGGACGUCCCCUUCCGCCUGCCCUGGGGUUCGACCUCGCUUAGUCAUCACUUAGUAAGCAGUUACCUUAGAUAACUAGUUAGUUGGCCGUACCGGCCACCCAAUAGGACAACCAUCCAUCGCUUCCCACAGUAGUCCACAGGUCGCGAUGACACGAUAGAUUUUUAUGAAUUUCGGGGGAGAGCUUGCGAUGGACGAGUGGAAGACUCAGUAACAUUGGGGUGGUCGGCAGACCAGACAGGCCGCACAAAUGUAUCCAGACGACCGUCUGGGUCUUGCACCUGCCGUAGACGCCGGUUGGCGGUUCUCCGUCUGUGGUGGUCGUAGGACCGCGGUCUGACGACCGACCUGGUCGGGAGCGCAGGGUCUAGCCUGCUGGGUGCUACCUCUCAGGGCGUAUGCGCUCCAUCUUACCGCCCGGGUCAUCAGCGUCGGGAUCAACCAUCCCAGCGCUCGGUUCCCGUCCAUCCGACCCUCCUGGUGUUCAUACCGCAAGCCUCAGCCAGUCCUCGACCUAGACCCCCGCGCGGAUCUCCUACAAACCCUUCAGACCAAGUCGGUCGUGGGCCUAUCGAAUCUAGUUCUCCAAUACACUAAGCACCUAUCUAAGCACAUUCAAGGUUGGAGAUCGAGUGGAAACCUGCCAGCUUCUCCUGAAGCAUGGUGCUAAGGCUCUUUGGACUGGUCCUGAUGGCAGGAACCUAGCACAUCUCGCAGUUUGCCACCACAAAAUGNUGACCUCGUCCUUGCCUCGGAGAAUCUGACGGGUUCCAUGGUGAAGUGUGCAAUACAUGGGACGGAGCACGGCUCCGACCACCGCGCAAUCGAGACUGUGUUUGACGUUCCGGUUCCGGUUGCCAAACAGCAGGAGCGACUGCUGCUCAAAAACGCGCCUUGGAAGGAGAUUAAUGCCAGAAUUACCACAAGCCUGGACAGCACGCCGUCGGACGGCACUGUGCAGCAGAGAACCGACCGACUAAUGUCUGCGGUGUUGGAGGCAGUGCAUGCCUUGACGCCAAAGGCCAGACCGUCCCCGUACGCAAAGAGAUGGUGGACAACGGACUUGACACAACUCCGCUAUAUCUACACAUACUGGAGAAAUCACGCCCGAUCGGAGCGACGGGCAGGGCAAAUCGCAUCACACCUAGAAGAGACAGCUAAAAGUGCUGCGAAGCAAUACCACGAUGCCAUCCGGCAACAAAAGAAAAAGUACUGGAAGGAGUUCCUGGCAGACAACAGCAACAUAUGGAAGGCCGCCAAAUACCUAAAGUCUGGAGAUGACACAGCAUUUGGGAAGGUACCACAGCUCGUCCGAGCAGAUGGAACCACCACCACCGAUCACAAGGAACAAGCAGAGGAGCUUCUGGCUAAAUUCUUUCCUCCUCUACCAGACGAUAUUGAGGAGGAAGGGGCCAGACCGCAACGAGCGCCAGUCGAGAUGCCUGCCAUCACCAUGGAGGAAGUAGAGCGGCAGCUGCUCGCAGCAAAAUCAUGGAAGGCACCUGGAGAAGACGGCCUACCGGCGAUAGUUUGGAAGAUGACCUGGCCCGCGGUUAAACACAGGGUUCUUGACCUGUUCCAGGCAUCGCUGGAAGAGGGCACGCUACCAAGUCAAUGGAGACAUGCAAAAAUCAUACCACUUAAAAAGCCGAAUAAAGAGGACUACACCAUCGCGAAAGCCUGGAGGCCAAUUUCACUUCUCGCGACACUGGGCAAGAUCCUGGAGUCGGUGGUGGCAGAAAGGAUCUCACACGCAGUGGAGACAUACGGCCUGCUCCCAACCACUCACUUUGGAGCCCGAAAACAGCGAUCAGCGGAACAGGCGCUCCUGCUCCUGCAGGAGCAAAUCUACACGGCCUGGCGUGGCCGUCGGGUCCUGAGCUUGAUCAGCUUCGAUGUCAAAGGAGCCUACAAUGGGGUUUGCAAAGAAUGA